Messenger RNA from Blumeria graminis f. sp. triticale, 495 nucleotides. The record is from the annotation of a GenBank genome assembly. Lineage: Eukaryota; Fungi; Ascomycota; Leotiomycetes; Helotiales; Erysiphaceae.
CUGAUCCCUAAGGCCGAUAGAAAAAAGGUUCACGAGUACCUGUUCCGCGAAGGUGUCCUGGUCGCAAAAAAGGAUUUCAGCAUCACGCACCCAGACAUCGAGACCAAAAACCUUUUUGUAGUCAAAGCCUGUCAGUCAUUGACAUCGCGCGGAUACGUUAAGACACAAUUUUCAUGGCAAUAUUACUACUACACUUUAACACCUGAAGGUCUUGAUUAUCUUCGGGAAUGGCUUCACACUCCUGCCGACAUUGUCCCAGCAACUCACAUCAAGCAACAGCGAUCGCAUGCCCCGCCUCGUGGAAUGAUGAGUGGCGAAGGCGAACGUGAGCGAAAACCUUUCGCUGGGCGGGGUCGUGGCGGUGAUCGUGGAGACCGAGAAGGAGGAUAUCGCAGGCGUGAUGCUGGAGAGGGUAAAGAAGGAGGUGCACCGGGCGAGUUUGCUCCCCAAUUCCGGGGUUUUGGUCGCGGUGCUGGAAGAGGCGGAGCUUCUUAG